GCGCGUUCUCGUGCGCGCGUUCUCGUCCGCCUCAGGAUCAAAUAGAGGACGACGAGCGGCCGAAGCGGUCAGAAGACAGAACACACUGCUACCGCGCGUUCAAUCUCCCGGCUCGGGCGCUUUAUUUUAUUUACACUCACACAUUAGGUUUUAUUCCCGUUAAACGCCCGAGAAUCGCAGAGGAGCCAGCAUGCGUCUGCUGUGGGCUUUCAGUGCUCUUUUAUUCAGUCUUCAGCAGGCCUCUGCGGAGACAGCGGGCUUCAUAAAGUCGCCCAUGUCUCAGACCAAAGUGAUAGGUGACAGUGUGCUAAUGCACUGCGAGGUCAUAGGGAACCCAAUCCCAGAGGUGCAGUGGUGGUUUAUAGAGGGCAAUGAGCCCAAUGAGACGACUUCUCAGCUCUUUGAAGGAGCUCACCACGAGCGCUUAAGCAUCAACACCACCUACAUCCAGCAUGGCGCCAGCACCCUGCUUCUCUACAAUCUGACGUUCAACGACACCGGCGUGUACGAGUGCCGUGCUUCCAACGACCCCGACCGCAAUGCCCUGGUGACACUGCCCAAAGUCAAGUGGAUCCGCUCACAGGCCAAUCUUAUUGUGCUUGAAAAGCCUGUGAUUGUGAUUGAUCCGAAAGAGGUGUUCAACCAGACAUCUGCUACGCUAAGCUGUAAUUUUACCAACCCGACAUCUCCAGUCACAGGCACCCACUGGAAAAAAAAUGGCAAGAUCAUCGAGAGCACCAAGAAGCAGAGCGGAGAGCUCUACACAGUUCACAUUAUUCCAAAGAUCGAGGCCAACUCUGGAAGGUAUUCUUGCGUGUUCUUGUCCACUUCACCAGCUGAAGAAUUCAUCGAAGUGAAAAGUCCCCCUCAUAUCACAGCCCACAAGCACUCUGAGAACGCUAACGAGAACGACAAGGCGGUGCUGACAUGCGACUUCCACAGCUACCCCUUUGCCACUGACUGGACCUGGUUUAAGAUCUCUGAGGGAGAUGUCAAAAUGAGCAUCAGCAAUGGCACCAAAAAGUAUUCCAUCAAAAGCACCCCCUACAAUUCCUCUCUGAUCAUCAGCGACCUGAAUAACGAGGAUGCUGGCGAAUACAACUGCACCGGGGUGAACGACUUGGGACCAGCUACCGCCAAGAUCAACCUACGUGUACGUAGCCGCUUGGCUGCUCUCUGGCCCUUCCUAGGCAUUGUGGCUGAGGUCAUCAUCCUCGUCACAAUCAUCUUCAUCUACGAGAAACGGAGAAAGCCUGACGAGAUUACCGACGAUGAUGACUCUGGAGCAGCUCCACUGAAGAGCAACUCUGCAACAAACCACAAAGAAAAGAACGUCAGACAAAGGAACUCCAACUAAGAGGAGACGAGAUGAAGAGGUAUCCUGAUGAUGACUACUAACCAAGAUUCAAGAAAAGCAUGAAGUUGUCGUGUGGCUCCUCAAGAUCGUGCUCUGAGAAUAUUUUUUGUUCUUUUCAAUAACCUUUUUUCUGCUCGAGUGCAAAAGUCCUGAGAUAUUGAUCGCUCUCUCUCUCUCUCUCUCUCUCUCUCUCUCUCUCUCUCUCUCUCUCUCUCUCUCUCUCUCUCUCUCUCAUUUUUUCUCCGUACUUUUCUUAAGUAUUCCUGCUCUCUGUAUUGUGCUGCCAGCGAACGUGUUCUUUUGGGGGGGGAAAAAACUAAUCUAGGAUUUGGGGGUGUGGCAGGGAGGGGCAGUUGUGGGAGGGCCUGGUUUAAAUGCAUGAUUGUAAUCUUGCUGUAGAAGUGUGUUAUAGUGAAACUCUUCGUGUGGGAAUGAUUAAUUGAUGAUUUUUUUUAUUGGCUUCUUCUACUGUGCCACACAACUUUAGCUUGGAUAAAAACUGUUAAGUGUGAUCAGCUCCAUCCUGCCUCAGAAAUCAGCUCUGAAUUAAAUACAGCCAGUUUGUGUUUGAGAACAAUUUGAUAACCAGGCUAUUGUAGUACCUUUUAUAUAUUCUAAAAGCCUAUAUAUAUAAAAUCUCUAUCUAUAUAAAAUCUCCGUUUGGCAGCAUGGGAUGUGCAGAGGUUCGGUGUGUUCCGCUAUUCUUGAUGUCCAAAGCAAUGGUUUGAAACGUUCUUCUGUGUAGUUCUUUUUCAUUUUUUUUCCUGUAAGCCUUAACAUUCUUUUCUUUUUUUUUCAUACAUGCUUAAUUUUUUAGCUCUAGAUAUAUUAACACAUUGCAGCACACAUCCAACUACAUGCUGUUGCAGUAUAUUGACUUGCACUGUUCUAGUUCACUACAGAAUGCCACUGUCCUGUCCUAAUGCUAAUGUUGGAGUUUGAUGGCAGCAGUAAACCUGCAUCGAUGAGGACCAAGCGUGCAUACUUUGCCAUUUUAUAAUUCAAAUGAUUAUCCAGUACUAAUCCAGAAUAAAGCAGAAUAUUUAGUACCAUAAUUAUUGAAUACGUACAUGUGCCAUUUAGCUGAAGUAUUUUUUUUUCCCCCCCCACUGAGAGUAUUCAUCCUCCCUGUAAGAAAAUCCAGAAGUUGUUCUGUCCCUAAAAUUAUGACUGAACUUGUGCCAUUUUGUUUCAAAGGCAUGUUGAAUAUUAAGAACGUAUUGAGUUGGUGUAAAUUAUUUUGCCUUAGAAACAUAGAAAAUCUUUACAGUCAGCUUUACUGACCUGCACACUCUUAAUAAAGUUAUUUGGUUUGAUUUUAA
Silurus meridionalis is the source of this 2679-nucleotide messenger RNA. RefSeq names its product basigin (gene bsg). Lineage: Eukaryota; Metazoa; Chordata; Actinopteri; Siluriformes; Siluridae. The coding region runs from base 191 to 1357 and encodes 388 amino acids. Gene Ontology annotation, molecular function: cell-cell adhesion mediator activity. The record is from RefSeq and is a predicted model, not a curated record. The transcript has 9 exons. Gene Ontology annotation, cellular component: axon; plasma membrane. Gene Ontology annotation, biological process: axon guidance; dendrite self-avoidance; homophilic cell-cell adhesion.